This is a messenger RNA of Porites evermanni, 3606 nucleotides long. The record is from the annotation of a GenBank genome assembly. Lineage: Eukaryota; Metazoa; Cnidaria; Anthozoa; Scleractinia; Poritidae.
AUGUCUGCAAAAGACGAAGAAAAAGUUACUUUAUGGAAAAGAGUCCAAAGCUUUUUUGAGAAGCAAAGGUAAGAAGUAAAAUAAGGGUGGCAGUAUAGUAGAGAUUUAUACUAGGGGACGUUCCAUUUUUUUAUCCGCACCCCUCCCCCGCUCCUGAGGAUGAUGGGGUUCGGAUUUUAUCUUCAAAAUAAAAGCAAAGCAAAAUUUUGACCCUUCAGACAAAUUUUUCAAAUGUGCUGACAAAGAACGAACCCUUCGGAUUUCAUUUUUGAAAUGGAGCUAACAAAAAUUUGAGCCUGCAUAGCAGCUGCUUGACAGGAAAAUGGCCUUUUGGUGCAAGAAAUAAUAGGGUGUGUCACUUGAGUAUGGGUGGAAGAAAGAAUGGGGCAUAUGACAAGAAAGGGAGUGGUACCCCUCUCCCUCGCAUGCUCUAUUCUAUCUUGUGCCUAUAUUCCCUUUAAGUACCUGUUAUACAGGCUAAGAGUUGACCAUAUUGAACACAUUUUAAAAUGUGACAGACCAGCUUUUCUUAUUAACAAGAUUUUUUUGUUCUCGUUAGGGAAGGGUUUAAGCAGAGUACAGAGGAUGAAAGAGAGAAUGGUUGGGACAGAAUUAAGGCAUUAUUUGACGUGAGGUCAGUGUUGUCUGUACGAAAAAAAUUACAGUAUCUACUUUCUUUUUUCAGGCAAGGGUUGGGGGUGGUGGGUAAUGUUCAAGUGGGAUGCUUAAGACAGAGGUGAAAACUUAAUCAUAGUGAGCAUAAAUUAUCUAGAAUGGGGAAAUUGCAUAGCCAUGAGAAGGAAGAGUAGGCAUUAGUAGAGGAUUUACAGCAUUAUACUUGUCCGGGCUGCUUCUAUAUUUGUAACUUUUGAUUCUAUCUGUGGGUGACAUCCUGCAUCCAUCCAGAGAAAUCUUUUCACAAAGUACUUCUGUUUUCAAACAUUUCACGUAAUAACUGUAUUUGGAAUUUUUAUUCAACUUUUACUUUAGCCACUUCUGGAAAACCAUUAUGAAUUAAAAGUUAUUUUUGUUAUUUAUAUCCAGUGAAGGGCCAAGAGAGGAAAUUCAGCAUAUCCCGAGUGUUGUUUGCUAUACAUCAGCAUUUGCCUUUUUGCUCGGUGGCCAGUUUGGCAAACGGAUUGCAGAUGACCAUUAUCGCCGACAUAAUCAGCUCACUGUGUAUCAGUCUGCAAUGCAUGCUCAAAGACAGUACCAAGCCUCGGUUGCCUUAGGCUUUGCAAAGUAUGGUGGCCGAUGGGGUUGGAGAGCUGGCGUCUUCUCGGGUAUUUACAGGUAAGUAAAACAAAAGAAAGUAAUGAAAGGAAAUAAUAAAGGUACUUUUUUGCUGAAAAUUUUGUAAAAGAGUUAUUUUCAUGAUGAAGUAUCAUAUUCACACUGCUUGUAUUCAGGUAAAGAAAAAAAUAAGAGAGAGAGUGAGAAAAUACAAGAAACUAUAGAGAACAAAAUAGUAUAGAUUAUAAUUAUAACUAAACAUAUACAAUUUUUAAAUCAGUGUGCAAUAGCCAAAUUAGCAAAGCUUUCCAAAGAUUCUUUUGACUGCUGCAUCUUAUUUUAUUGAUAACACUGAAGUUGCCACUUAUUGUUUAUCCAACCCUUUAUAUAUGAAUUUUCAGUUUCCUCCUUGUUGCAUGUGAGGCGUAUCGAAACAAAGAUGAUGCAUUGAACUACUUAGCCACUGGAGGUAAGGUUUUUCCAGACCUUAUUCUUUCCUUUUUCAUCAUUGCAAACAUGUACAAAGUUCACUCUAUUUCUCAGGGAAAAAGGGCACAAUACAGCGUCCUUAUUUAUAAUGUCCUUAGGGUGGUAACAUCAUUCAGACCUUUGCAAGUCCUUUUAAUAAGACCAAGAAUUCCGACCUCCAUAUAAACAAAUCAACCCAGUCCCCAAAUUGAUCUGGCUCAGGAUCAUUAUGACAAAAUAGUCUACUUUUUGGUGAUGAAAUGUGUGCAAAAAAGCUGCAGAAACCAUACUUUGAUCAUUUAAAUUUGUUGGGGAAAUAGGCUAAUUAAUUCCAAACUAAAGCACACGGAAGCUCAAAAGUUUAAAUUAAUUUUUAUCGAAGAGAUUCCCAGAUAAACCUGAAGUACUGGCAAAAUUAAGUGCCCCUACCACAUGUAAACUGCCUGCUGAAAAAUCUGUCUUCAUAGAGGCCAUUCUGGAGAGUUUUGUCCACAGUGAUUGUUGCUGAAAGAUUACCAUAACCAUGAACACACCUUGUGUGAUUCCUUUUUCAAUUUUAUUUGAUUUAAUGUAGCCUCAACUGGUGCCCUUUACAACAUAUUUUCUGGCUGGCGUAAAAUGUUGGUCGGAGUACUGGUAGGAGGAGGCCUGAGGUAAGAUGGAGGGCUGUUUUUCCCCUUGCAAGUGCUGGGUAUGCUGCACUUACAGUGCAAGGUUCUGCUCUAAGAAGAAUGGAAGAGUCCAGUGCUCAGCUGAACCUGUAGCCUGUGAGAGCAUCCGUUUUUUCCGGCUCAAGUUUCUAGUUUUUCUAGGCAGGUGAAACUAGAAACUUGAGCCAAAAAAACUGAAUGCUCUCGCAGGCUACACCUGGGAUGAUUUCUUUGAAAAAACUAAGAUUUUCUUGUUGUGCAGGAGCAAAACUGUAAGAUGCCAGGUGCCACCAGGCACUGUUAGAGCACAGCCCUGCGGUGCAGUUAUUUUGAAAGUUUUUUUUUUAUCCAAAAACUUAAGGAAACUUGUAUUGAUAAUUUAAUUUAUUGAUAUGUAACUCUCUUCAAGCAAAAAAAAACCCCGCUGUGAAGGACAUUUGGAAAUAAGAUCUUACCUCAGAAUUUUGCAAACUUAUUAGGUUUGAAUCUCUUUAGUAUUUUGUUGUUGUUUUGAGAGACUGUAUUGGCAGUUGUGUGAUUCAAUUUCCAGAUGCAUCAGUCUCAAUUCAUUAAAAAAAAGUUUGCUAUGCCUCAUAUUUUUUCCACCCACUUCCACUCUCUUUUGUAGAGGGCUGUUUGUGUCUCAGGGAAGCCAGCAAGAGGGAAAAGAAGGCAUUUUUUAUUUUAUUGGAAUAACCAGGAGUGAGCCGGCCCUUCCGCAGAGGAGAGACCCCACUUUUCAGUGCCAGCAUAUUGAUCAAACACUGUUGCUCUGUCAAUAACAUUACUUUUGACUUUUGAGUCUGAAUUAAGUAGGACCAGUUAAGUGUUCCUUUUCCCACCCAAAUUAAUAUUGUUCAGUUUGCAACUUAAUUUAAUUUAAUUUAGAAAUAUUUCUGAAUUGUUAGCUUGCCUGUUGGUUUAAUUGCACAAAUUGGAAGUGCAGUCUUACCAGAGGAAUAUAAACCAAAGAAAGUUCAGCAACAGUUUGACAAUAAAAGUGAAUGGUAUGUAUACGUUUUCCCUUUAAGAGCUAAUGAUAAAAAAUUGUAGUUUUUAAUGGUAUUCAUAACCAGUGAUUAAUGGUGAAAACUUAAGGGUUCUUAUUUUAAAGUUGAUAUCAGCAUGUUCUAUAAAGUUAUCUCUUGUAUGCAAACUUCACAGGGAACAGCGUUUGGAAGUAACCAGCACCUUUAUAGAAGCUAUGGAAAAAGAACUUAAUGAAGACAACAACUCCCAGAAUGACAAAAGAUAG